Messenger RNA from Colletotrichum scovillei, 402 nucleotides. Its product is annotated as CHCH domain-containing protein. Bases 1 to 402 code for a protein of 133 amino acids. The transcript is spliced from 5 exons. Gene Ontology annotation, cellular component: mitochondrial intermembrane space. The record is from RefSeq and is a predicted model, not a curated record. Gene Ontology annotation, biological process: mitochondrial respiratory chain complex IV assembly. NCBI's taxonomy places the organism in Eukaryota, Fungi, Ascomycota, Sordariomycetes, Glomerellales, Glomerellaceae.
AUGUCGCCUACGCAGAAAGCUCCGACAAACGACAAGGCACGUACCUUAGCUCGCGGUUUUACCGGCUCAGAUAUAGAUAUCCAGGCACAGCAACUUCUUCACAUCAACACAGCAGCAGCUUCGCAGGACAACCUAUCAGCUAGAACUUUGUUGAAUCAUUUGUCGUUAUCGAAUCCCACCCGCAUCAUCUUUACCAUGAGUCAACUUGGUGGUCCAGGUUCUCGACAAGCCAAUGCCAAGCCUAUUCCUCCCCAACGUGGCAGUUUCCCACUUGAUCAUGACGGCGAAUGCAAGCAUGUUAUAGCUACUUAUCUCGAGUGCAUCAAGAAAGUACGAGGAGUGAACGACGCUGAAUGCCGCGACCUUGCUAAAUCCUACCUUGCAUGUCGGAUGGAUCGGUAA